This is a messenger RNA of Plenodomus lingam JN3, 1215 nucleotides long. RefSeq names its product ATPase synthesis protein 25 mitochondrial (gene ATP25). Gene Ontology annotation, cellular component: mitochondrion. The record is from RefSeq and is a predicted model, not a curated record. Gene Ontology annotation, biological process: mitochondrial gene expression; mRNA stabilization. Lineage: Eukaryota; Fungi; Ascomycota; Dothideomycetes; Pleosporales; Leptosphaeriaceae.
AUGUCUCUCUCGCUCUCGCGUGUAGCUUCUUCCAGAUUCAUCUGUCAUGCUUGUCGUCGGGCUGCUGCCCAAAGUGCCAAACCGAAUGCGCUGUUGGCACAUGGCUCCAUCAAUUUGUCAACAACAUCAUCCAGACUAUCAAGAAGCGGAUUCAGCACCAUUGUAGCAAAGUGGACCGAUCAGCAGCAUGAUCCCCCAGUCGACGCCUCCCAUAUUGCAUCCUUAGACAACCAAGUCAAGGCUACAACACCAAAUCAUGGACCAAAGCCCUUGGAACCCUCACAACAGACGACAUCGCCUACUGCUGUGCCGCAAGCCACUUCUAUUCCAUGGUAUUUGCGAACUCAAGUGUCUGUGCCAUCGCCUAUACAGCCUGCCCAGAUCCCCGAUCUUCCAGCCAACCCACCACCGCUGCUCGAGACCCUCCUUAAAUAUAUAUCAGUUACGGCGGGCCUCGAUGACCUAUCACUACUUGAUUUGCGACAUCUAGACCCUCCACCUGCAUUGGGGCCAAAACUGAUCAUGAUUAUCGGCACUGCACGCUCAGAAAAACACCUCCAUGUGGCUGCCGACAGAUUCUGUCGAUUUUUACGAAGAGACCAUGGCUUGGAAGCGAAUGCAGCUGGUCUCUUGGGUCGCAACGAGCUCAAGAUUAAGCUGAGACGAAAAGCCAAGCGCAUGAGGAUGCUGGCCAACGUUGGGGGAGCAACGCCUGAGGGCAACAUCGACGAUGGCAUCCGCACAGGAUGGAUUUGCUGCACGCUGGGAAAGAUUGAAGCGCACCCAGAAGAUUCAAAGAUGCCGGGUGACGAUGUCUCACACUUCAUUGGCUUCAGGGACGUUAGGCCGGGUGUCAAUAUUGUGGUGCAAAUGUUCACCGAGGAGAAGAGGGUUGAGACAGAUCUGGAGACACUAUGGGGUGGCGUACUCAGGACACAUCAAAGGCGAGGCAAGACCGCCGAUGAAGCUUUGCGGGACCUGGAGCAGGACCUCGAUGACCUCGAAAAGGAAGCCGACGAGUCCUAUGAGGAUCUGUCGCCCAGUUCGCCGUCACAACGGCCGACAGAUGUGCAAAAACGGUCCAUUCCUUCAUCUCCACGGCCGUCACCGGCUACAGAAUUGAACCGACCGCAGCCAUCCCCUGGUCAUGUAUUUCCAUCGACUUCUGAUAGCGUCUCGAGCAAUCAGCUUCGCAAACUGCACGUGAAGGCCUGA